Molecule: messenger RNA, 489 nt
Organism: Mesorhabditis belari
Lineage: Eukaryota; Metazoa; Nematoda; Chromadorea; Rhabditida; Rhabditidae
Source: the annotation of a GenBank genome assembly
AUGUUUGGAAUAUUUUUUCUACUUCUGACUUUGAUCAUACAAUCAUGCAUUUUGAGUUUCGAAUUGUCUGGAAUCUAUUUGUACACUUUUGGACAGCCACGAGUCUGGGAUUAUGCAACAGCUCAAGUGUUCAAUGAUUGGGUUCCCCAUGCGUGGCGAGUCGUUCACUACUCUGAUCCGAUUCCCCAUGGACCAUCAUUAAAUGGCAAAGAACAAGGGAAACCAUAUCAUCAUGCACAGGAGAUUUGGUAUAACGACAAUUUCACAACCUAUUCUCAAUGUUCAAAAGAUGAUGGAGAGGAUUUAAACUGUAGCGAUAAGCUCAAUAACUUCAAGUUUGUCACCGAUGUGGUGAACAAGGAUCAUUUGCAUUACUUUGGUGUCCAAGUGAUUGACUACGGAGCUGCUGGAUGUACAACCAACAUUGUUCAUGCCUACAAACUUUUCAGUUCUUUAACUUUUGUCCUUCUACAACUGUUUGUUUUCGCG